CAUGUCCUUCACACAACAAAACGUACAUUAAACAUUCAGUUCCAGGGCACAGUACACGUCCAGGGAGUUGCCGUGGCGGUCGUUGAACUAGCUGAAAAAGUCUUCCGCAGCGAGCACUUGCGGAAAGUGGUACGGGUGGUAGCCAGCUAGUAUGAGCUCUGCGGAUGGGGAGGCGGCCGGGCCCGGCAGCGGGGGUUGCGAGGACUUCGCCGAGCUGUUGCUCGGAGAAGUGACGGGCCCGGAAGGCAUGGACGGCGGCUCAGUGCAGAUGCUCAUCGAGAUGGCCAAGUCUGGGGACAUAGACACGGUGGCUGACACGCUGAGCUACCUGGUCGAGGCGGGGGCGCCCGACAAGGCAGCAGCCUGCCUGCGGCGCUUGAUGGCGGGCAGUAAGCCGGCUGACGGCGCCGCCGCUGCAGCUCCUGCUGCCGGCGCCAUCGCCAGCGCCGCGCCUGCGCCUGCGCCCGCAGCUAGCAAGCCGGCACCUCUCAACUACAGCAUAGCUGCCAAGGUGGUGAACCGGCUGGUGGAGCUGGGCAGUCUGACUGAGGCGCAGGAGCUGCUCAAGUUCAUGCUGGUGGCCCGGGAGACCGACAGCCCCGCGGCACCGCCGAGUGGCGGCGCGGCCGCGGCGGCGGCGCAGCAGGGCAAGAUGCUCGACUGCUACGACGUGUCGCGGGUGCUUGGGGCCAUGGUCCCAGAGGACGCGGCCGACUCGGCUGGGCGGAUACUGUUCGCGCUCUACUCGAGCGACAGCGAUGAGGACGGCGCGGCGUCGCAGACGCUGGUCCCCUUCAUCCUGGGCACGCUGCUGGACCACGAGCAGCUGGACCAGGCCGUGGAGCUGGGCAAGCAGCUCAUGUACACCACGCUGGAGGAGAUCGAUGCGGGCCAGGGCGAGUACGACUACUCGGUGCUGGGCUGGUGCAUGGCGCAGAUGGUGUGGUACGGCCGCGCGGACUGGGCGGCCAAGCUGAGUGUGGCGCUGGAGAAGGAGGACGACAUCGACUGGUUCAACCCGCAGGAGAUGAUGGGCAGCGUCGCGAGCUGGGGUGACCAGAACUACUCGGCGACCAUCGUCAACUUCAUGCGUGACCUCAAAAUCAAGGAGGGCGGUGGAGCGCCUGGCGCAGAGGCGGGCCCCGGAGGCGGCCGCGGCGGGGGCCGCGGACGUGGCGAGUACGGCGGCCGCGGGGAGUAUGGCGGCCGCGGGGCUUACGGUGGGCGUGGCGAGUACGGUGGGCGUGGCGAGUACGGCGGCCGGGGCGAGUACGGCGGCCGCGGGGAGUACGGCGGCCGCGGGGAGUAUGGCGGCCGUGGUGACUACGGCGGUCGCGGUGACUAUGGCGGUCGCGGUGGCUACGGCGGCCGUGGUGACUACGGCGGCGGUCGUGGCGACUACGGCGGUCGCGGUGAUUACGGCGGCGGCUAUGGCGGGGGAUACGGUGGCCGCGGUGGCGGCCGCUACGGGGGGCGCUACUAGAUUGUGUGUUCGGUCUGGUGUUGAUGGGCGUUCUGUGCUGUGAUGCUCCGUACUAGAUGACGGUCAUGCAUGUGGGAGCCUGACUGGGUGGUGGAGCGCUGCUACUCUUUUGGGUAUGCCAUCGGCACCACGGACCGACCCUGUUGUUUGUACAACAAGUGGUGACCAACUGGGCACUGUGGUCAGGCAGGUGGUGAUGGCUGGAGCUUGGACACAUUUACGCAUGCCAUAGCUUGACUGUGUCGGCCUCCGUCGACCCUGUUUUUAUCUGCAUGGUGCGGCUGGUGACUGGUUACGCGCAGACAUGUUGGUUUGUCAUUGUUGGAUGUGGUUGUGCAUUCUCGAGUUGACAGGAAUGUUUGCAGCGCAGGAGAUGUGCGCCGAUAAGCAUGAUACGGUGUUUCAAGCCCGCACCGCAAGUAACUGCUUGCGUCAUCGUUGGCUGUAAAGACCAUCGGCUGUGUCAGGGUGCCUGCGUGAAGGCCUAACUAAAGCCCACAUGUUUCGGGUGCUCCGAAGGCAAGGCUUACGGCUCUCACCCCUAUCCCUACCAAGUGACUGUCCGCCCGGCUUAGCGCGGGGAUCCGUGGAAGUCGAGCCAGCUCAUGCGGCCGUGCCGCUCUCAGGCGGUGUCCCAGUCCCUGAGGCAAGCAAGCUGCCGACCAGCUGUCACAGAUGUGACAAAACGAUACGGUAUGCGUGUGCGGUGUGCCCUGCGCGUCACUCAUGCGUGGAUAAGCGUGCUGUCGCGUGUAGCAUUAUUGCUAUUUGCCUGUUGUUUGUUGCCUGCUGUGCUUGUACUUGACAGCAUGAGGUAGUUUCAACGUCUUCGGCCAGACAUUGCACCAACAUGGCGUGGCGGCACAGCCCGCUUUCCCCUCGAGAGGAAGAGCCACCUUUCUUGUCUUCCCGGGUAGAUGACA
This is a messenger RNA of Chlamydomonas reinhardtii, 2406 nucleotides long. RefSeq lists its product as uncharacterized. NCBI's taxonomy places the organism in Eukaryota, Viridiplantae, Chlorophyta, Chlorophyceae, Chlamydomonadales, Chlamydomonadaceae. The transcript has 9 exons. The record is from RefSeq and is a predicted model, not a curated record. Bases 152 to 1483 code for a protein of 443 amino acids.